UCGAACACCUCCAGUCCGAAAGGUCGGAGCGUGAGGCGAAGGCGGUCGGGAAAGAUGCUCCUUCUGCUGCUGGUGCUCCUUCCCUCCUCCUCCUCCUUGGCUUCGAGGGGAGGUAAAGAGACCCGAGGCGGUGGUGGCUCGAGGUCGGAAGACGCUGGACGAACUCUAUCCCGACUUGAGGGUCAGCCCCCCUGGUGCGCGGAGCCAGAGAAAUCUUCCCGUACGUGCUAUUAACUACACCACGGGCCGUACGUACGUGACCUGCGACGGCAUGCUAGACCAGAGCGUGCCGUACCGAGCGCUGCACGUGGAUGGGUACGGCAUGAGUCCCCUGGCAUCGCUCAGCAUGUCUGACGGCAUCAUAUCGACCAUCUCAGCUGGGAUGUUCAGCAUGCACUCCUUUGAACAACUGUCGUUCAUGAACAACCGCCUAGAAUACAUUGAACCUGGAACCUUAGAACCUCUUCGCUACGAUCUGCGGGCUCUCUACCUGAACGACAACCUCCUCACACAACCGAUGAUGGAUCAGGUCCUGGGCUUCCCGCGGCUGCUGGAGUUCCACGUCCCCAACAACCUCAUCGACGACAUAUCCUCCAUGGCAGGCUACUCCGAGACGGCACCGGACCUCAACACCAUCGACUUCGCAGGGAACCGGAUCUCGUCCCUCGCUCCCUUCACCUUCAGGGCCUUCCCCGGGGUGCUGAUCGUGGUGCUGUCGAAUAAUAAUAUCAGCUACAUCCACCCCGACGCCUUCUACAACACGAAGUCCCUCGAAUACCUGUAUCUCGACGGGAACAACCUGAAUCAGCUGGGCUCCCCCGAGGUCGGCAGGCUCGUCUUCGACCACCCGAUCUUCUCCCUCUUCCUCGAAAAUAAUAAUAUCGAGAGUUUGGUUCCAGGUUUCGUCGAGGGCCUCGCGGAUCGCUCGGGCAUCGCCUUGGACAGCAAUCCUAUGAGACGCUUCCCUGAGGACGUCUUCGGGGAUCUCCUGAGGAACUUCUCCAUCUCGGAUAUCCCGCAGGCUGGGAAGGGCAUCUCCAUCUACCACAACUGGAUCGACUGCGACUGCGACUUCCUGUGGGUGGCCGUCGACGGCUGGCUCAACGCCCACCUGAACGGCGGCCACUGCGGCCACAAGGACGAGCUCCCUUGGCUCAGCGUCGACGACGUGGACGGCGAGGCCCUUCAGGAGCAGUGCCUCGUCACCACGACCGCCGAGCCGACCAACCCGCGGCGCAGGAGGGGCGGCGGGGGCGGGGCGGCGGGGGGCGGGGCGGCCGGCCGUGAGAGCGACUCCUGUGGGAGUGGAGGAAUAAAGGCUUCGGGAAGGGUAUCGUGCAAAGUAAAAGUUCUGGUGUGCCGAAGUGCUGCCUCUGAUCACUGGGAUGAAGACACGGUCGUGAGAAGAGGGCACGAUGAGACUGUCAUGGCUCUGGAAAUCACGUGUCACUCAAUCAAAGGACAUGGUUAUCAUGGGGGAAGUGGUGUGAAGAGUUUAUUGUUGACAUUAAAAAAUCUAGCGGACUUCGGACCUGUGGAGUACCGAAUUUUCGAAAAUGAAGGAUUUUUUAUGUUAUCAUUCCACUGCAACUCAUAG
Molecule: messenger RNA, 1597 nt
Organism: Penaeus vannamei (Pacific white shrimp)
Lineage: Eukaryota; Metazoa; Arthropoda; Malacostraca; Decapoda; Penaeidae
Source: RefSeq, a predicted model, not a curated record